CCGGCACAGUAUCUGUGAGCAAAGGGGGCGGAGCCGUGACGUGGGCGCGCCGGGCCGGAUUACUCACUGCUGAAGGAUAGCCCGAGCGGCCACAAUACACCCAGGCAGCUCUUCCACCACGGCCCAGGACAGAGUGGGAAGUGUCAUCGUUUCUCCCUUGCGUCUUGUCUACCUGCGGUGUCGUGAAAGAUGCCUGCCGUGUCCAAGGGGGAUGGAAUGCGGGGCCUGGCCGUGUUCAUAUCAGACAUCAGAAACUGCAAAAGUAAAGAAGCAGAAAUAAAGAGAAUAAACAAAGAGCUGGCCAAUAUUCGUUCCAAGUUCAAGGGAGACAAAGCUCUAGAUGGCUAUAGCAAGAAGAAAUAUGUCUGCAAGCUGCUCUUUAUAUUUUUGCUGGGCCAUGACAUUGACUUUGGACACAUGGAGGCAGUAAAUCUGCUGAGCUCCAACAAGUACACAGAGAAGCAGAUUGGCUACCUCUUUAUCUCUGUGCUGGUGAACUCCAACAGCGAGCUUAUAAGGCUCAUCAACAAUGCCAUCAAGAACGACCUAUCAAGCCGCAACCCUACCUUUAUGGGACUUGCCCUGCACUGCAUUGCUAACGUGGGUAGCCGUGAAAUGGCUGAGGCUUUUGCUGGUGAGAUCCCCAGAAUUUUGGUGGCUGGGGACACCAUGGACGGUGUUAAACAGAGUGCCGCCCUCUGCUUGCUACGACUUUACCGCACCUCUCCCGACCUUGUUCUCACUAAUGAAUGGACUUCACGAGUUGUCCAUCUUCUCAACGAUCAGCACUUGGGUGUUGUAACUGCUGCAACCUCCCUGAUCACUUCACUGGCACAGAAAAACCCAGAAGAGUUCAAAACAUCAGUGUCCCUGGCAGUCUCCAGACUAAGCAGGAUUGUCACAUCGGCUGCCACAGACUUGCAGGAUUACACCUACUACUUUGUUCCUGCUCCUUGGCUGUCUGUGAAACUGCUAAGGCUGUUACAGUGUUAUCCUCCCCCAGAGGACCCUGCAGUCCGAGGCCGACUGACAGAAUGCCUGGAGACAAUCCUGAACAAGGCGCAAGAGCCCCCCAAAUCCAAAAAGGUGCAGCAUUCCAAUGCCAAGAAUGCUGUACUGUUUGAGGCGAUAAGUCUCAUAAUCUACCAUGACAGUGAACCCAACCUCCUUGUCAGGGCGUGCAACCAGCUUGGACAGUUUCUUCAGCAUCGGGAGACCAAUCUGCGGUACCUGGCUCUGGAGAGCAUGUGCACAUUAGCCAGCUCAGAGUUUUCACAUGAGGCAGUUAAGACGCAUAUAGAAACUGUCAUCAAUGCACUAAAGACAGAAAGGGAUGUUAGUGUGCGACAGAGGGCGGUUGAUCUCUUGUAUGCAAUGUGUGACAGGAGCAACGCACAGCAGAUUGUGGCAGAGAUGCUCAGCUACCUGGAGACGGCAGAUUAUUCCAUUCGGGAGGAGAUUGUGUUAAAAGUUGCCAUCCUCGCUGAAAAAUAUGCCGUUGAUUAUACAUGGUACGUGGACACGAUCCUAAACCUCAUUCGUAUUGCUGGGGACUACGUCAGUGAGGAGGUUUGGUACCGUGUCAUCCAGAUUGUCAUCAAUAGAGAUGAUGUGCAGGGGUAUGCAGCCAAGACUGUGUUUGAGGCUCUCCAAGCCCCUGCAUGCCAUGAGAAUCUUGUAAAGGUUGGAGGAUACAUCCUUGGCGAAUUCGGAAACCUCAUUGCCGGUGAUCCCCGCUCUAGUCCUUUAAUUCAGUUUAACCUGCUCCACUCCAAAUUCCACCUGUGCAGCGUUCCUACCCGGGCGCUACUCCUCUCUGCCUACAUCAAGUUUAUAAACCUGUUUCCGGAAAUUAAGCCUACCAUACAGGAUGUGCUACGCAGCGACAGCCAGCUCAGAAAUGCUGAUGUGGAGCUGCAGCAAAGAGCUGUGGAAUAUCUUCGUCUUAGCUCCAUCGCCAGCAAUGAUAUCCUGGCCACCGUUUUGGAAGAGAUGCCUCCAUUUCCCGAGCGAGAAUCUUCCAUCCUGGCAAAGCUGAAGAAGAAAAAGGGGCCCAGCACCGUUAUAGAUCUGGAAGAUACAAAGAAAGAGAAGAGUAAUUCUGAUUUAAACGGGAUCACUGAGCAUGCACCUGUCAGUACAUCGCAACAGCUUAUUGUUGAAGAUCAAGUCACUUACGCCGUCCGUCAACGUCCACUUUCUCUUCUGGUGCCCACCCCAUCCAGCAGCCAUUGCCUAUAUUCUGGGACCAGUCAUCUUGCAGCAGCUCUGCCAGUCUUCCAGUCCACUCCAUCUCCCUCCGCUGACCUGCUGGGUUUGGGCGCUUCCUCUGGUUCCAGUUCUACUGCUAAAGCCGCUCCAUCUGCUGGCAAUCUACUUGUUGACGUCUUUGCAGAUGCCUCCCUCCCUGUUGCCGCUGUCGCUUCAGAGGCAGAGGAUCAUUUUUCAAGUGAUGUUCAAACACCUUUAGAAGGGGCAUCAGGGGAACCAGACCCCUCUGUGGACGAUGCAGAGGAUUCCUUCCACAAGCUUAUCUGUAAGAACAAUGGAGUCCUCUUUGAGAAUCAGCUGCUGCAAAUUGGUGUGAAAUCAGAGUUCAGGCAAAAUCUAGGCCGAAUGUUUAUCUUCUUUGGAAACAAGAUGUCCUCACAGUUUCAGAAUUUCACAUCUACUGUUAUAUGUUCCGAUGAACUUUCUGCCAGUCUGAAUGUGCAGUCAAAGCCAGCAGAGGACACUGUCGAUGGAGGGGCACAGGUGCAGCAGGUGGUGAACGUUGAAUGUGUGCAGGAAUUUACAGAUCAUCCUCUUCUAAACAUUCAGUUCAGAUACGGAGGAGCAUUCCAGAAUGUGUCAGUGAAGCUGCCUAUCACACUGAAUAAGUUCUUUCAGCCGACAGAGAUGAGCUCUCAGGAUUUUUUCCAGCGUUGGAAGCAGCUUAGCAGCCCAAAUCAAGAGGUCCAGAAAAUUUUCGAGGCAAAGAAUCCAAUGGAUACAGAUAUUACAAAGGCCAGGCUCAUUGGAUUCGGCCCAGCUGUCCUGGACAAUGUGGAUCCAAACCCGUCCAAUUACGUAGCUGCUGGAAUCAUCCAGACCAAAUCUCGACAAGUUGGGUGUCUCUUAAGGCUUGAACCCAACGAGCAGGCCCAGAUGUACCGGCUCACUAUCCGCACAAGCAGAGAAGAUGUUUCCCAGUCGUUAUGUGACCUGCUUUCUGAGCAGUUUUAAUCCACCAUCAUGCUGGCCCUGAAACUCCUUGUCUUUGUGAUGUCCCACUCCUGCCUUCCAGUCUUUCAUCUCAGUGAAAAUAAAUAUUACGUACACAA
Xenopus laevis (African clawed frog) is the source of this 3323-nucleotide messenger RNA. It is a transcript of the gene ap2a2.L, whose product is annotated as adaptor related protein complex 2 subunit alpha 2 L homeolog. The record is from RefSeq and is a predicted model, not a curated record. NCBI's taxonomy places the organism in Eukaryota, Metazoa, Chordata, Amphibia, Anura, Pipidae. Gene Ontology annotation, molecular function: clathrin-cargo adaptor activity. The transcript has 24 exons. Gene Ontology annotation, biological process: clathrin-dependent endocytosis; vesicle-mediated transport; protein transport. Bases 190 to 3225 code for a protein of 1011 amino acids. Gene Ontology annotation, cellular component: membrane; plasma membrane; clathrin adaptor complex.